This is a messenger RNA of Sorex araneus (European shrew), 7083 nucleotides long. RefSeq names its product BCL2 apoptosis regulator (gene BCL2). Gene Ontology annotation, molecular function: protein homodimerization activity; protein heterodimerization activity. Lineage: Eukaryota; Metazoa; Chordata; Mammalia; Eulipotyphla; Soricidae. The record is from RefSeq and is a predicted model, not a curated record. The coding region runs from base 1199 to 1888 and encodes 229 amino acids. Gene Ontology annotation, biological process: negative regulation of intrinsic apoptotic signaling pathway; intrinsic apoptotic signaling pathway in response to DNA damage; extrinsic apoptotic signaling pathway in absence of ligand. Gene Ontology annotation, cellular component: mitochondrial outer membrane. The transcript is spliced from 3 exons.
GUUCGGAGCAGUCAUCCUUUUUAGGAAAAAGAGGGGAAAAAUAAAGCCCUCCCCCGCCCGCGCUGCUCCGCCACACACGGCGCGGGCUGCUCGCGCUCGGCCCGCGGGUGCCGGGCGCGUCCUGCCUCGCUCGCGCUUCCCCGUCCGCCGGCGCCGUUCCUCCUCCUCCUCCUCCUCCCUCUCCUCCUCCUCCUCGUCCUCCUCCUCCUCCCUCUCCUCCUCCUCCCUCUCCUUCUCCUCCCUCUCCUCCUCCUCCUCCUGCUUCUUUCGGAAAAAGGCGGCUCUGCCCGCCGGGCGGAGUUGGGAUCCGGAGAGGACUCGCGCCCCGGUGCCCGGCCGCCCGCCGGCCCGGCGUCCCCGCGCGGCUCCCGGGUGCGGAGCCUCAUGCCCGUGCCCGCGCGCGCGUGUGUGCGCGUGGAAACCGCCGAGGGGGCGCGCGGAGCCCAGGACUUCGGCCAAGCCCGGACUGCACGUUGCGAUUCAUCUGCCGCCGCCGCCGCCGCUGCUGCCUUGGGCUUCUUCCCUUUUUCCCUUUCGCUCGUGCUCCCCGGAGCUCCGCUCGGGAUUCCUGCGGAUUGACAUCUCAGCGAAGGCGACUGCUCGGCCGGCAGUCAACUUGGAAAUUCUCCUGAUUUUACUCCUUACCCGCAACACGCACACGCGCGCACACGCACACAUACACACACACGCACACACGCACACACACAUACACACACGCACACACGCACACACCUUCCACCUUCUGAUUGAGUCGGAAGUUUUCAAAGCCGCGAUCGGGGGAGAGUUCUGAAGACUGAUGGCAUUUUUGCCUUGUGCAUUUGUUGGGUUUGUUACAAAUUAACGCAACGUGACUGAGGCUCAGGCUGUCCCUAAAAAAUUACAACAUCACGGAGGAAGUAGAUGGAUAUUCACAAAAACUCGUAAUAAUGUGCCUCAUGAAGUCCAGCUCCAAAAGGGAUUGAGAUUUUUCUUUUUCAAGCGGGGGCUUGGAAACCGCCUGCGUCGCCACGCCAAGCGGGGAGCACCAGCAUCGAGGGUUCCGCGUGACCGAAGACACCCCCUCAUCCAAGAAUGCAAAGCACAUCCAAUAAAAGCGCUGGAUUAUAGCUGCCCUCCCGGGCUGGCGGGGCCGCGGGGCGGCAGCGGGGGCGAGCGGGGCCGGUCGGCGCGGGCGGCUGCGGGCCCGGGGCUGCUGAGGAUGGCGCAGGCGGGGGGCAGGACGGGCUACGACCACCGCGAGAUCGUGCUCAAGUACAUCCACUACAAGCUGGCGCAGCGCGGCUACGAGUGGGAGGCGGGGGACGCGGGCGCCGGCCCCGCGCCGGGCAUCUUCUCGUGGCCGCCCGCGCGCAGCGCCGCGCCGGCCCGGACCUCGCCGCCGCCGCCGCCCACGCCGCCGCCCACGCCGGGCGCCGCGGCCGCACGCAGCCCGGUGCCCCCCGUGGUCCACCUGACCCUGCGCCAGGCCGGCGACGACUUCUCCCGGCGCUACCGCCGCGACUUCGCCGAGAUGUCCAGCCAGCUGCACCUGACGCCCCUGAGCGCCAGGGGGCGCUUCGCCACGGUGGUGGAGGAGCUCUUCAGGGACGGGGUGAACUGGGGCAGGAUCGUGGCCUUCUUCGAGUUCGGUGGGGUCAUGUGCGUGGAGAGCGUCAACCGGGAAAUGUCGCCCCUGGUGGACAACAUCGCCCUCUGGAUGACCGAGUACCUGAACCGGCACCUGCACACCUGGAUCCAGGAUAACGGCGGCUGGGACGCCUUCGUGGAGCUGUACGGCCCGAGCAUGCGGCCUCUCUUUGAUUUCUCCUGGCUGUCUCUGAAGGCGCUGCUCAGCCUGGCCCUGGUGGGGGCCUGCAUCACGCUGGGGGCCUACCUGGGCCACAAGUGAGGGGGUCGCAGGCCGCCCCCCACGCCUAUGCAAAAGGUCCAGAAGGCAGCAGCCCCGCCGAGGCCGGCUCUGCCCCACGCCACGCCCGAAACAGAACCCGGAGCUGUGCGCUCUCACAGACAAAAGGAAACAAAGCAGAAGGCAGCCCCCGGGCCGCGCGCGUCCAAUCAGCUAUUUACUGCCAAAGGGAAAUGCCAUUUAUUUUUUACAUGAUGAAGAAGAAGAAGAAAAAAAAAAAAGAUUUAUUUAUUUAAGAGAGUCCCUCCCUCGGAACCUCCGGUCUCUGGAACCCGACCCUCAGUGCCGAGGCCACCCCCCUGCCUCGAGCCCCCCCCACUCCCCGCCCCCAUCACCUGUGCCUCUCCACGUGUCGGGUGCCUGACGAGUCAGACCCGCCAGCAUGUGACUUACGGAAGCCGUGUUUUGGGCCCCUGGGGGCUAGGAAGAGACACGGACGCUCGUGGCCACUCUGUGCUCCCGGGGGCUGGGAUGGUUUUUUUUUGUUUUUUUUUUUUUAGAGGGAGGGUGUUGGGGGCGGGUGGGGGAGAGGAGAACAGAGUGAGGGUGUCUGGCUCACGUGGUACAGACCCCAUGGGAAGAAAGAAUCCGGGACCUUCGGGUGAACUUGGGAGUGCGCCAGCAUCUCCGCCUCCGUGCAAGGCCGGCGCUGGGGGACACGCCCUUAAACCAGAGGAGAGUAUUUUUUUAAGCUACCAAUUGUGCCCAGAAGCAUUUUAACGACUUCUACGCUCUCAUCCAGUACCUUAAGCCCUGAUGUGGACAGCCCUCUAUUUUGGAUAUGCUCCCCCCCACCCCUUGCAGACACUGGCUCUGCCUGUGUGUGAAACAGAAUCCUCGAGAAUGCGAGGAAGUGACUGAACCCGCAGCAUCAGGCCGCCACAAGUGCCUGCUUCGCCCUGAGACGCCGCAGCCCCACGCCUGCCUGGCCAGGCCUCCCCGGCCCUGGCACGGAGCCCGCCCGGGCCCCGCCAGCCCCGGGGCUGUGAAACGGAGCGGCAGCGUGGGCCCGAGGGCCUGGAAGCCCCCUCAAACCCAGAAGGCUGAGGUCGGUCGAGCUGCAGCAAGCAAGGCAAGACGGGACCUGUCACCGCAGGGGGCCAGGGGUGCACCCGUGGUGGGGGGGGCACCCCGGCCUGUUUCCACGUGCACCCCAGAUCGGAUCUUCGAGCCCAGGCUCCAAGACUUGUCCCAGUGGGGAGAGAGAGAGAGAGAGAGAAAGAGAGAGAGAGAGAGAGAGGAGGUGCCCGCCUGUCUGUGUAGGGGGGCUCGGCCAGGCUGGGCAGACCCCCGCCCGCCCCCAGCCUCCCGGGGGACUUGCAGGAGGAGCCAAGCGGUCCCAGCUCCCGGCCGCUGCGCAGCCGCAGUUGGCAGAAACGGUGACUGGAGCGGGUCAUAAAUCCUAAAGGAGGUGUUGAAAGAGGCGUCAUGUAUUCAUUGACCCGUGUCUAUGGAAUUACGAUGUAAAACAUUAUCUUGUCAUUGUGGUUUGGUUUUAUUUGAAAACAUGCAGAGGGUGGGGGUGGGGUGGGGAAAAUGUUCCAGGUGUGGAAGGUACAUCCUGGGGCAUUAAAAAAAAGAAAAAAAGGAAAAAAGGAAAAAAAAAAGUGGUGGAAAACUUUAGAGAAGUAGCAAAAGCUAAUAAACUAGAAAAUACUUUUUCAAGUUUAGAAUCAGCCUUGAGACAUAUGUGGAAUAACUGUGGCAUUAUUGCAUUAUAUACCGUUUAUCUGUAUUAACUUUGGAAUGUACUAUGUUCAAUGUUUAAUGCUGUGGUUGAUAUUUCGAAAGCUGCUUUUAAAAAAAAAUACAUGCAUCUCAGCAAAUUUUUUUUUUGUAUUUAGUUAUGGCCUCUAUUUGUUAGCCAAAAAGGGAAAAAAAAAAGAAAAAGAAAAAUCCAUUUUCCAUUUGAGGUUUCUGUCUCUUAAGUCUUUAAAAGCAUUUCUGAGGUGAGAGAAGCCUCGGUCUCGGCCCUGAGGACCCCCGAGCUGGCUGUCCACUGAGGAGCUUUGCGUCCACCACAUGACGUACAUUUCACUGUCGACCGUUGUUUAUCGUGAGGCAGACGUGACCUGUGUCCCUCCGACCGUGUUCCUGGAAGGUUCUCGUGUCCCAGGGACAAGUCGGAAUUCUGCUCACAUUCUCCAGGCUUGCACACGCAUUUGGUCCCACCCACGAGACUCAUUCAUUUGAACAUCCAGUGACCACCUCACCCACAUCCUUUAGGAUUGCCAACCUGUGUGGUUACACCCGCGAGGUGCAUUCCUUUGCAAACCCAGCUGGGAAACGACCAGGGGAUUCAGUUCUGGCUCUGACGGUUUGGCCUUCAGAGAGUCUGGGUUUGGACGCAGACCCAUCCAGAGCUCUCCCGCCCGCGCUGUCGGGGGCUCGUGUUCAGGUACUUCCUGAAAUGCAGCUGCCUGCUUGCCCCCCCACCAAGCAGGAAACCGUGGGACGAAGCCAGACCCCCCGGGCGGGCCUCAGGGAACAGGACGACCAGACCUUUGUUUUUGAAUGAUCCCGAUUUUUACGCAAAAUAUUAUUUUAUGAAAGGUUUACAUUGUUUUAAAAAAAAAAGUGAUGAAUAUGGAAUGCAAAUCCUGUGCUGCUAUCCUGCCGAGGUCAUAUGUUAAUGGAGUCAGUUUGCAGUACGCUCCGAGUGGCGACAUCCUCCAAGCUGCUUUAGACGUAACAAAUGAAGAACAUGGACAUUUUUUUAAUAUAAAGCCUGUUUGUCUUUGUUGUUGUUUGUUGUUUGUUGUUGUUGUUCAAACUGGGAUUCUCGGAGUAUUCUAAAGAUGUAUAUAGAGGAAAGGUCUCGGGGUGGGGGCUGAGUGUCUCCCUGGUUCCUCGGGCUGUGGGGCCGUUGUGGGGUUUUGGUCCUGGGUUUUAACAGUCACUAUGUCCUGCCACCUGGCCACAGAGCUCCAUAGCACGUGGCUGCACUGGCUCUUAAGAGUAGUCAGUGUUGCUUUUUUUCCCCCCUUCUUGUUUAAAAAAAAGAAAAGUUAGAAGCAAUGAAUGUAUAUAAAAGCCUCAACUAGUCCUUUUUUUUCUCCUUAAAAAAAAAUCGCCUCAAUUACUUUGUGGUCAAAACUUAGAAUGACUCUGGCUUAUUUUAUGUUGGAAAGGGGGUCCACACCUGAGUCCCCCCCCUCAGCGGCUUGCAGAUGUUGGCCAAGGUCAGGGUUAAAUGGAACUCCUGCACUUUGCAAAUUGGGGUUCAGGGUUCCAGAAGGAGCCUCAAGGAGAAACGCACCCCAGGCCCUCCUGGAAUCCCCCAGGUUUCCAGGACAGAAAUGCUGAGAGAGAGAGUGAGCGAGCGAGAGAGAGAGAGAGAGAAGGAGAGAGAGAGAGAGAGAGAGAGAAAGAGUCAGAAUGACAAAUAGCUUGUGUGUCUUACGGCAGUCCACUGUCGGAGAAGGUCUUGGGGACAUGCUUGUUGGGCUCCUAGCUGGUUUACAGUCACUUUCCAAUGAAGGAAGUCCCUUGCUGUGGUUCCAGACAAAAGCAAAACAAAAACAUUCGACCACCUCGGCCCCCGCCUGCUUAUCUCUGCAUAUUCACGCACAGCCUUCUGCCGAGAGAGGACUUUUAUUUCAUUCGCCAAUGUCUGUUGCUUGAUAUCUCAAGACUUAGUCCUGUUUUGGUGUGGGAAAUUGGGAAGUGACUGUAGAUCAAGGGGUUCUGGUCAUCCGGGUUGAGCCAUCGUGAGCAGGGCCGUCCCGAUACUCACCCGGCUGUCUGCUGAGGGUCUGCUGAACAAAAUUGCAAGUAGUCCAUAUUGCAAUUAAGCCUAGGCGAAAAUGACUAACUUAUAAACGUGAACUUCAAGUCUAGUUUCGACCGCACUCGGAAGUCAGUGGCUGUUUUAUACUUCCUUAUCACAUAUAUUUAGUAAUGUAUACCUGCUCUAUCAGAAGAAAACACAGGAAGGCCUGGAAACCUAAGCCAUACUAAGGAAAUUAGGGAGUCGGCUGAAAUUCUAUUCUAGUCUUAUACCGGGGUGUCUUUUGCAGCCCAGACAAAUGUGGUUACACACUUCUCUAGAAAUACAAGUCUACAUUGUCAGGCACAGGAGGGUUCCAAUCAGAUCCUUAUUGUUAAUCCAUUUGGAUCUUUCAGGGAUUUUUUUUUUUUAAUUAUGAUGGGACAAAGGACAUUUGUGGCAAGGGUGGAGGGAGAAGAAUUUUUUCAAAUGAGCAAAACAUUCCCAAGAUUGAAUCAAGAUGUGGAGAAGAGCCAGGACUGGGCUGUGGAAACAGAGGCAGGCAGGACCGAGGCCGGGGCCGGGCCGAGGACUCCACGGGAGGCACCGAGCUGUGGUGGAGAACCAGUCUCAAGCUCCAGGAAGCGAGGUGUGCUAGAGACGUCAGCCGCGCUCACGAGCCCGGUGUGGCGUGCCAGGCGGAUGGGUGAGACGCUGAAACGUGGACCAGCCAGGCUGCAGCCGUGCAUGAGUGUAACGGCCAGUCCAGCGACCCAGCUCAGAGCCCACAGGAUGUUUCACGACCUUCGUCUCAUCGGUAGGAACCUCUUCUUCUAAAUAUUUAUGACGGGCAAGCCAGGACUGGGAUGGGAUGGCGGGGGUGGGGAGUGGGGGGGUAAAAUGGUGUGGAGCUGACUUGGAUGAGUGAUCCACCCUCCAAGUCCUGUCUUUACCCAAAGAUUCUGUUCCAUGUCUGCGCUCCUCGGACUGAACUUGGACAGCCGUGAUAUAUGCAUCCCACUGGGCGCAAAGAAAACCAGACGGAGGGGGCGUGGCUCUGCACCAAUUCAUCGGGACGACCCCAGGAAAAAUCACUUUAAGCCCACAUCCUAUUGAUGACAAGGUUGUUUUGUGUGCCAAGGUAAACCUAGCAGACAGAAACCCAGUAGACUAUGGAAAGGCUUCAGCGAGCACCAGUAGUGUUUCUUAAGAGGACUGUGGUAUAGACCCUUUGUGAUGCUGGCUCCCUAAGUCUCUGGGGAACUCUGCGUGGGCCUUCCAGCUAGCUCAUUUCAUUAAGUGUCCCCUCCCCCAUAGCCUUGGAAGGAGUGACAGCCCGUCAGAUCUCUUUGGGGUCAGCACUGGUAGCUGUGUUUAUUAUGCUGUCUUCGUGAGUUUUCAACCAAGUUUUGCUUUUGUGUUAACUGGGAUGAUUUCUGUUUUAAAUAAAGUAAGUGUAUCAAAAGUG